AGAAAAGGAACGUAACAUUCACUCUGUUGUGUUGUUUUGAUUUUGAUAGUGAAAUUGUUAAAUCAUUUUUAACAUGAUCGGAGAAGUAUUUCUUUCUGGAUUAUGUGCAUCAAUUGGUAGCACUUUAGGUAAAUUAGCUGGAACAGAAGCAGUUGUGGGUAAUAGCUACGUGAUAUGGAUUGGACUUCUGUUAGCAAUGGUGCUAGUCAAUACUUGGGGCUGCCGAUAUUACUUGAGAUCCUUAGAUGCAGCGAGUAACACUGUGAUUCCCACAGUCAUCUCCUCAGCGGUUAAUUACAUAAUUUCUGGUGUCAUCGGUAUGUCAUUAUUCGGAGAAGCGGUGUCGCUGCGCUGGUGGGCCGGCGCCUCACUCAUUACUAUAGGCCUCGGCAUGGUGGCCACUCCAGAGAAGAAACGGACGGAAUAACUACUAUCAAUCUAGUUAGUGAAGUAGAAAUUUAAUAUUGUCUCCGAACGAGGCGCCAGUGUUUAAUCGAGGGCCACUUUACCGAUUACGAAUUACUUCGGCGGGCUGGGGCUGUAUGCUGAUCCCACAUUGUUCUAAAUUUUAAAAUCAUUGAUCCAAGGGUAAAUUUCAGUGCUAAACUCGACUGAAGUGCCACCAC
This is a messenger RNA of Plutella xylostella (diamondback moth), 626 nucleotides long. RefSeq names its product transmembrane protein 42. Lineage: Eukaryota; Metazoa; Arthropoda; Insecta; Lepidoptera; Plutellidae. The record is from RefSeq and is a predicted model, not a curated record.